AAACCCGAACCACAAACUCUGCAAAGUAAAAAAACCACACAAACAUUCAACAGCUAGCGGCGCUAUAGCCUUGAGAAGCUGCAAUGGUGGAAGAAAUUGAAGAGGCAGUCGAGGUCGCACGGCCUCAAGGCCGUCAUAUAAGGAAGAGGGCUCUCAAAAACAAAGCUCUCUCCGUCAAAUUCAACGAGAAGGAUCUCAGGGACUAUGUGACUGGGUUUCACAAGAGGAAGAAGAAAAGGAGAAAGGAAGCUAAUAAACAGCAAGAGGAGGCUCAAAGGCGAAAGCGUAUUGAGCUGCGCAAAAAGAGGAAAUUGGAAAAAGAACUGGUUCUCUAUGGUGGAGCUCCACCAGCCAAUGAUUCAGUGCCUGAUGAAAAUGAGGAGGACGAUGAAGAAGAUGAAGAAACAGAGCCAAUUGCAUCUGUUUCUGGGUUGACAACAUAUGACAAUGGCAACAUGAAAGUCACAGUAACAACAUGUGAGAUUUCUCGUGAAGAAGAAAUCUUGCCAAGUGACAAAACAGAGGCAGCAGUGCCACGACCAGCUGGAGCUGAUAAGAAGCACACUGUGCCUGUGACUAAGAAGAAAGCAUUCAAGAGAGUUGCAAGAACAAAGUCACGAUCAAAGCCUCAAAAUAAAAGAGACAAAAAGAAGGGAAAGAACAAGAACAAAAAGAUGCGCUAGCUCUCUGCCUGGAUCAACCUGUUCUUCUCUAUUGACUGAUUAUAAGUUUAAUGACUUGGCUGUGUAGAGUUUUUUUGGUUGGUUUCUAGGUUUUGUUAUAUGAUAGCUGAGCCAUUGACCUUGAGUUACACAAUGUCUAUCAUUUGAUUAUUCAGAAAAGUGUUUAAUUUA
Molecule: messenger RNA, 854 nt
Organism: Quercus robur (English oak)
Lineage: Eukaryota; Viridiplantae; Streptophyta; Magnoliopsida; Fagales; Fagaceae
Product: ribosomal RNA-processing protein 17
Exons: 4
Coding region: 84-683 (199 amino acids)
Cellular component (GO): nucleolus
Molecular function (GO): RNA binding
Source: RefSeq, a predicted model, not a curated record